Dermacentor andersoni is the source of this 3359-nucleotide messenger RNA. The record is from RefSeq and is a predicted model, not a curated record. Lineage: Eukaryota; Metazoa; Arthropoda; Arachnida; Ixodida; Ixodidae.
AAACCGAGCUUUCAUCGCGGUCGCGGUCUGAUUCACGCAGUGUACCUUAAACUCGGCCACGAUCCUCACCCGAGACCUGGUGGCGGAGGAAGUAGCAGUAGCCCUGGCCGUGCUCCAUGGCAAAUGAAAAGUGACCUACAGCGACUCCAGACCGGCCAUCAAAGCCUUCGAACGUGGCGUGGUCUCCGACCAGGCGUUACGCAUGCUCCAUAGCGCGGAUCCGAGCACCCUCAAGCACCUCACUGUCAUCUGAUUCCCCGUCCAUCUCGGUCGGGUGCCGGGCGCCCCGCCCAGCCCCAACGAGAACGCCCACGACGCAGCGCGAGCGCUUACCGACCGCGCCGUCCCUGGGCAACCCCCUCUCGCCGAGCUAGAGGACAACCGGGAUGCACUCAUUACGUACAGCGAAAUCACAAAACACUCCUACCUUGGGCGCCGUAUCUUUUCGCCAUCACACCUCAAACUUAACAGGCCGCAGGCGCUAACACUACGCUGGUUAGAGAGGCACAUGUACCCAAACCCCGCCCAAUUACACGUUUUCUAUCCCGACGCGUAACCCCAGCUCCACGUGAUUCUCAGACACGGCGACACUCGCACAUAUGCUCUGGGAGUGUAAAAACGCUCAUCCCGUCUCUACCUUGGACAAGUGGGAAAAGUCCCUCUGAAGCUCACUGCUCGCCGACCAGCAAUGGGCCAUCCAGCAGGCCCGCGAAGCGGCCGCCAGGUACUCCCUGUCGGUCCCUACACGGGAGACGCCUGAUACGCUUACCACGUCUUACUUGACCAUAAGUAAGUUUUACAGUCCAGUAAUGCAGGCUGGGAAAUCAAUAUGUUUUCCAAUCUUCUAAUAAGAGAGUCACACAUACUUGGGAAUGUUAGCACCGCCAGUAAACGAAAUCUGCGUAAUAUUGAGGGCAACGUGGCUUCUUGAUCUAAUACGUUAUUGUCAACAAAUUUCUGUAGACCGCAUCUCAAUCGCAGGGCUUCCCGUUCAAGUAGAACAAAGGGGCUUAAUUUAUAAGCUAGCGCUCCAGACAAUAGUACACAUCCAAAUUCUAAAAUUGGCCGCACAUACAUUUCGUACAUAAUCAGAAGUGGCUCACUCCGCACCCCCGACCGACUGUUGCAUAGCUUGCGUAGAUGAUGAUUAUGACGACGACGACGGCGUGGAUGUGUUUGGCACAUACCCACUCAAGGGGAUUGGCCAAGAGUCGGGGAAAUUUUACACAUGUCUUAAGGUAAUAAAUAUAAAAAUAUUGAAUUCUGAUGAUUAAACUGAAGCGGGGAACGUUCAAAACGAUUUAGUAGACAGUCAUAAAAAAAAGAAAUUUGUAUAUAAUAUAAAUGCUUUCGUAGCAUCGCCGCAAAUUAAUGUUUUAUUCCCCUCUUUUUCUUCUACUGUGAAAAAGUCGUGUGGGUUUCCUUUGUAGCUUUGUGCGAUACAGUGGGAUGGAUAACAAUUUCUUCCUUUCAUAGCCCCAGGGAUGACUUUGAGGCUGUGUGCAGUCUCCGUCAAGCUACAAAUCAACUCCUACAUUAAUUUGUUUUUAUUCUUCCCUGUGAGUACUCUGUUUCUUACAAAUUGCUUAAAUUUGCAGUUUCUGUUUACGUUUAAUCUAUUCUCGCUGUUUGUUUUUCCUGAUUAUUCAGUUAUGAAUCAGCCUUUCUUUCCCAAACAUUCUUUCUUAGUAGUAUUGUUUAAAUUCCUGCGAUAAUUUUGCUGUCGCCAUAAUUACGCUCCGCUUCAGAAAAUGAAAGCUUUUUUUCUCUGUCUCUCUCCACCGCACUAUUAUCGGCACACGUCCCAAUGCGGGUAUGAGCCAUGUCUGAAGCUCAUUAUCAUAAUCAUCAUCAUGGCUGCCACUUCGUACGGCGCACCGCUGGUGCUGCAAGGUCUGCGGCUUCCGACGCAUGGAGACGCGAACCUUUCCCGCUGUGCGCCGCCAGCUGUGCAACUGCCUCGGUGCGCAGAACCAGCGGCCCUCACUGCUGGCGCCAUAGGCGCCAUGUCAUACCCCGUGCGGCUGCAGUGCGCCCAGCCGCCGCUGACCGCAACGACGAAAGCGGAAGCGCCUCAAGGAACGGCAAGGCAGGACAAGUCCAGACGAGACAAGUGGACUGCGUCCGGACGAGCACCGCGUCGGGACUCGAAGUCUCGGCGCAGCCCGAAUCGGCGCAGCUCUCCGUCACGGUCGCCGACGCGGCCUACUGGCUCCAAGCUUCGGAAAGAUCGCAGCCACGGGGGCACACGACGGAAAACGAGCGGGUCGCCGUCCGCGAAGUGGCCAAAAGCUUUCGCUCGGAAAAAUGAGGUGUCCGCUUCGCCGAGGAGCCGGAAGCGUAGAACCGAUGCCUCGCCUCCUGGGCGCAACAUCCUGCAGGACUCCGGUCAUGCGCAUCAGAGGCGCAGCUCCACUUCUCCGCCCUGGCUCCUUCCGACCGAGAUGACCGCUCCGCUCGUCGGUCCUCCACUGCAGCCGCCGCAGCUGCCAUGUGCGCCGGCUACUACGUACGUCCCGUGCCACAAUCAAAAGUGCGAGAUGUUUCCCAAGUUUUCAGAAAUUCCGUGGGGCUCCAACUCGGUUCCGACGCACCGGCUUCCUACCCAUGAAUACAAAACUUUCCCGCCUCUUCCUGAACAAGCAGGACACCUGCCCCUGCCCCUGCAUGAAAGUACUAUGCCGCAAAUGAGCUACGCAGGUGACCCUCUGCCAGCACCUCCGUCGCCGUAUGGGACAGUCUACGGAUACAACGUAAGUGGGCAGCCUUUGGAGCCAGGUUACGGUCACUUUACUUCGCAAGGUCAGGCUGUUUAUCCGCCUGGAUCAGUGCCAAACGGGAUUCUACGCCAUUACGUUUCUCGAGCCAACGACGGCAGCCGCAGGUGGGAAAGCAAUUCGCUCGCUACAGCCAAGCGGAAGCCGAGUACUUCCAGCGCGAGCACCACCACAAGCGAGAUGUCCAGCGAGGCGGGUAAGUCGAAGAAGCCGACGGACAACACCAGGCUCGCCAUGUGCAUCGGAUGCGCCGGUUUGCUGGCCUUCCUGACACUGUACGUUUUGCUCAACAUUGCCGUAGGUGGUCGUCCUUCUGCUAACGACGGUGGACACCCGAUGACGGUUCGAGCGGAAGACGAGGUCGUCGUCGGAGCGUUGCACAGCUUUGACCCCAACCGACAGGAGGCACCGCAUUCACAGGCGAUGAACGCUCCGUCGGCAGGCAAUGCCGUGAUGUCGCGGCAUUCGAAAUUGCGCGCGGAGACAGAAAAUUCCGGCAAUAAACGUUCUAGAGGUUGAAAAUAGUGGACGUUUAGGUCAAGGUGCGCCAUAAAGUACGAAAGUGUACCUGUUAGAAAAUUA